AUGGCUUCCCCCGGUCCAACGCGUCAUCAAUUGUCUCCACUCCCGGCAUCUGACGAUGAACCGCAAACACAACCGGAUUCGUCCACGGAAAAGGAGUCUAUCCAAGAGGCAGGUCCAGUAACCGACUUUGGACCUCCACCCGAUGGAGGACUUGAGGCUUGGGCUGUAGUUGCUGGUGGCUUUUGUGCUGUGUUUGCUAGUUUCGGGUGGAUCAACUGUAUCGGCAUUUUUCAAGACUACUACGAACAGAACCAGCUCAAGUCAUAUUCCUCUAGUACUAUCGCAUGGAUUCCAUCUGUGGAGUCAUUCAUGAUGUUUUUCUGGGGUCCUGUGGUUGGUAAAAUGACAGACGAGUUCGGUCCGCGCAUACCUAUCUUAAUCGGCUCGUUCCUCCACGUCUUUGGUCUGAUGAUGACAUCAAUAUCCAAGGAGUAUUAUCAGAUUCUCCUGUCGCAGAGCUUCUGUAGUGCGACAGGAUGUUCGUUCCUCUUCUACGCCCCCCUCGCUGCUGUUGGCACUUGGUUUCUUCGACACCGUGCCAUUGCGUUUGGCAUCGUCACUGCAGGAUCCAGUCUCGGUGGUGUUGCUCUCCCGAUCAUGGUAAAUCGCCUCGUUGUGCGCAUUGGCUUUGGUUGGGCAAUGCGAUCUGUGGCUUUCCUUUUUCUCGGACUGCUAGCUAUUGCGAAUCUGACUAUCAAGUCGAGGCUUCCACCCCCACGAAGAAAGUUCAACCCCAUGGAUUUUGUUGCACCAUUUAAGGAAAUACCUUUCAUUCUGCUCACAAUUUCGGCAUUCAUGCUAUACUUGGGUUCCUUCCUGCCCUUCAACUUCAUCAUUGUGCAGGCCAAAGCACUGGGUGUAUCACCAAAUCUGGCUCAAUACAUGGUUUCUAUUGUAAAUGCUUCAUCCACCUUUGGUCGACUACUUCCGGCAUACCUUGGUGACCGUAUUGGUGUUUUCAACGUCAUGAUUCCUCUGACCGUGCUCGGUGGUAUUUUUACUCUCACUGUAUGGCUUACCGCAACCACCACGACAUCGGUAAUAGUCUACGCUGUGUUAUAUGGCUUCACCUCUGGCUGCACCCUUUCUAUUCUCCCCGCCAUGGUCGCGUCUUUCUCCGAUGUGCGAAGUAUUGGUACACGUAGCGGGUCUUUAUAUGGUGUUGCUGCUUUCGGUGCACUUGUUGGCAGCCCUAUCGCUGGAGCUAUCGUUGGUGAUCAAGGGGGGAAGUUCUCCGGAUUGAUCAUAUUUUGCGGUGUUUCCAUUCUGGUUGGGGCAGCUUUUGCUGCAUUGUCCAGAUACUCACUGGCAGGGCCUUCUUUAAGGAAGAAAGUAUAG
Messenger RNA from Fusarium sp. VM40, 1338 nucleotides. The record is from the annotation of a GenBank genome assembly. Lineage: Eukaryota; Fungi; Ascomycota; Sordariomycetes; Hypocreales; Nectriaceae.